Messenger RNA from Octodon degus (degu), 1152 nucleotides. It is a transcript of the gene Tmem185b, whose product is annotated as transmembrane protein 185B. NCBI's taxonomy places the organism in Eukaryota, Metazoa, Chordata, Mammalia, Rodentia, Octodontidae. The transcript has a single exon. The record is from RefSeq and is a predicted model, not a curated record. The coding region runs from base 17 to 1069 and encodes 350 amino acids.
CGGGCGGAGCUACGCCAUGAACCCCAGGGGGCUGUUCCAGGACUUCAACCCGAGUAAGUUCCUCAUCUACGCCUGCCUCCUGCUCUUCUCGGUGCUGCUGCCCCUCCGCCUGGACGGCGUCAUCCAGUGGAGCUACUGGGCCGUCUUCGCCCCCAUAUGGCUGUGGAAGCUCCUGGUGGUCGCGGGGGCCUCGGUGGGUGCGGGCGUUUGGGCUCGCAACCCUCGCUACCGCACCGAGGGGGAGGCCGGCGUGGAGUUCAAAGCCAUGCUGAUCGCCGUGGGCAUCCACUUGCUGCUGCUCAUGUUCGAAGUCCUGGUCUGUGACCGCGUGGAGAGGGGCACCCACUUCUGGCUGCUGGUCUUCAUGCCGCUCUUCUUCGUUUCCCCGGUGUCCGUGGCCGCUUGCGUGUGGGGCUUUCGACAUGACAGGUCGCUAGAGCUGGAGAUCCUGUGCUCCGUCAAUAUCCUGCAGUUCAUCUUCAUCGCCCUGAGGCUGGACAGGAUUAUCCACUGGCCGUGGCUGGUGGUGUUCGUGCCCCUGUGGAUCCUCAUGUCCUUCCUUUGCCUGGUUGUCCUCUAUUACAUCGUCUGGUCCCUCCUGUUUCUGAGGUCCUUGGAUGUGGUUGCAGAGCAACGGAGAACACACGUGACCAUGGCCAUCAGCUGGAUCGCGAUUGUCGUGCCCCUGCUCACUUUCGAGGUCCUGCUGGUUCACAGAUUGGACAGCCACAAUACGUUCUCUUACAUCUCCAUAUUUGUCCCCCUUUGGCUGUCAUUAGUAACUUUGAUGGCCACAACGUUUAGACGAAAAGGAGGAAAUCAUUGGUGGUUUGGUAUUCGCAGAGAUUUCUGUCAGUUUCUGCUUGAAAUUUUCCCAUUUUUAAGAGAAUAUGGGAACAUUUCUUACGAUCUUCAUCAUGAAGACAGUGAAGAUGCUGAAGAAACAUCUGGGGCAGAAGCCCCAAAAAUUCCUCCAAUGUUUGGCAAGAAAGCCAGGGUAGUUGUAACACAGAGCCCUGGGAAGUAUGUUCCCCCACCUCCCAAGUUAAAUAUCGAUAUGCCAGACUAAACUGCCUUCCUCGCUGGGCCUUUGGUGAGAUAGAAACAACCUCUUACACCAACUCCACCUUGUUUUUCCCACUUUAUGCAUCC